Messenger RNA from Alternaria rosae, 1430 nucleotides. RefSeq lists its product as uncharacterized. NCBI's taxonomy places the organism in Eukaryota, Fungi, Ascomycota, Dothideomycetes, Pleosporales, Pleosporaceae. The record is from RefSeq and is a predicted model, not a curated record. Gene Ontology annotation, molecular function: metal ion binding. Bases 156 to 1064 code for a protein of 302 amino acids. The transcript has 3 exons.
CGCGGAAGACGUUAGUGGGCAAAGGUGAUGGCAGAGGAGAGUGAACUAUAGUCUUGAGUUAUCAAGACGCGACCUAAGUUCCUUUCACUUUCGCCGACUGUUGUUUGUUUGUUUGCUCGCUUGCACGUAGGGCCGCACAAGUGAAGUCGCCAGUCAUGGCUGAGCGCGAUGCCCUCGUAACGGCAUCAAGCUGGCAAGUGCCAUCGAAACAGAUGGCAGAUGUCGGCACGAACGACUCGCAAACCGCACGCAAAGAAAACGAGCGAACAACACGUGCUGGUAGCUUGCCAGAGCCGUACAAAUCAUUCUCGGGAGAGUCAGAGAAAAGACGUGCACAACAAGAAGCAGAAGAGGCAGCUGCCAAAGAAUAUCAGAAAAAUUUGGAGACGAGGGAGUCGGAUCACAAUAAGGUUAUGAGGCAUCUAAAGCUUGACUUUAGUAUCCAGGUCGAUGGUCUUAAGCAAGACAAUAAAGAGCUGCAGAUCACGAUUGACGCGUUCAACAUGCUGUUUGAGAAUAUGCGCGACAAGCAUACGAUCGAGAUCAAGACACUUACUCAAGCGAUGGAGCUACUUCAGAGUGAAUUGGAUGCCAGAGCUAAGGAGCUUAAGAUUAUGUAUGACGCGUACGAUGCACAGGUCAAGAAAGUUGAUGACGAGAGGGCGGAGUUACCAAAGAGGCUGGCCGACGCUGCGAAAAAAGCGCUUGCUCUUCAAUCCAACGUACCCAAGCCAUCCGACAAGGUCGUUGUUUCAAGAGGCCCUGCAUCAGUCCCUCUGCACCUCAAAGGCAAAUCUCAACGCUUCGCUCACUGCACCCAAUGCAUGGGACACAACUGGGAUUGCGAUCGCGGAGUUCCAUGCAAGAACUGCUCGUUACAAGGCAUCAAGAAAGGUUGCAGGCGGGUUGCGUGCGAAUACUACAAGAGGGGCACGUGCAAGAACAAACAGUGUCGCUUUGCACACGAAGGAGAGAUAUACAAGCGGCUCCACCCAUCUGAAGACGUAUGGGGUGACGGGCGCGAGCUGAGUCCAGUCGAGCUUGACAAGAUGGGUGUCUGGUAGACGGACGAUCGCUCGCUGGUACUGCAUAGGAUGGGAAGGGUUGGAUAUACGAGAAAGGACGAAGGGUGGCAUGUAAUUAGACGACGGGGCUUAAAUGAAGCGCUUGAGAAUUCAUCAGAUGCUGCUAUACUCAGCUUGUAACUGUAUGUUUGUACGACGGACUCUGAAUAUAGUGCAGAAGCAGAUAAGAGGUGCUAUGGCUACGUUUAGGGUGUCGAGACUUUCGGUUCCACAGCAAAGAGCUUAUUGAACAUGUUCUGUGGGUCAUACUUGGCCUUUAGCUCCUGCAAACGUUCGUAGUUGUUGCCAAAGACGUCUCUGGACUUCUCUUCGUACUCUAUUAGACGUUAGUGCACCGUUGAAUUA